AUGCGGAACAGGGCAAAUGUGGAGCAGAUGCGGAGCAGGGCAGAUGUGGAGCAGAUGCGGAGCAGGGCAGAUGUGGAGCAGAUGCGGAGCAGGGACAGAUACGGAACAGGGCAGAUGCGGAGAGGGGCAGAUGUGGAGCGGGGCAGAUGUGGACUACUUCUCCUGGAAGACAAAGGAGAGCCUGGUGAGGGCCUUAGUGUCUCAGGGCUACUUGUUGCAGCCUGCUUCCUGGCCAUCCUGACCGUCUUCUCUCCUCUUACAGUCAAGUUCAGCAGCUGCUUGGGUACCAAAGGGACGCAGUAUGAGACCAACAGCUUGGACUUCAAAGUUGGGGCGGAUGGAACAGUUUUCGCCACCCGGGAGCUGAAGAUCCCCUCCGAGCAGGUGGCCUUCACUGUGACUGCACGGGAGCGCCAGACUGCCGAACAGUGGGACGCCAUGGUGCGGCUGCUGGUAGCCCAGACUUCAUCCCCACACUCUGGACACAAGAAAGGAAAGACAGCGGCCCUGGACCCCUCUGAGUCCCCAAAGGACACACUGCUGCCGUGGCCCCAGCACCAGAGCUCCAGCGGACUGAGGAGGCAGAAGCGUGACUGGGUCAUCCCGCCCAUCAACGUGCCGGAGAACUCCCGUGGGCCCUUCCCCCAGCAGCUCGUCCGGAUCAGAUCUGACAAGGACAAUGACAUUCCCAUCCGGUACAGCAUCACAGGUGUGGGAGCCGACCAGCCCCCUAUGGAGGUCUUCAGCAUUGACUCCAUGUCUGGCCGCAUGUAUGUCACCCGGCCCAUGGAUCGGGAGGAAAGAGCCUCUUACCAUCUCCGAGCCCAUGCGGUGGACAUGAACGGCAACAAGGUGGAGAAUCCUAUCGAUCUGUAUAUCUAUGUCAUCGACAUGAAUGACAACCGCCCCGACUUCAUCAACCAGGUCUACAACGGCUCUGUGGAUGAGGGCUCCAAGCCAGGUACAUACGUGAUGACCGUGACAGCCAACGACGCCGAUGACAGCACUACAGCCAACGGCAUGGUGCGGUACCGGAUUGUCACCCAGACACCCCAGAGCCCCUCCCAGAACAUGUUCACCAUCAACAGUGAAACAGGGGACAUCGUGACAGUGGCAGCGGGUCUGGACCGGGAGAAAGUCCAGCAGUACACGGUCAUCGUCCAGGCCACUGACAUGGAAGGAAACCUUAACUAUGGUCUCUCGAACACGGCCACUGCCAUCAUCACGGUGACAGACGUGAAUGACAACCCUCCAGAAUUCACCACAAGUACAUUUGCAGGAGAAGUCCCUGAGAACCGUGUGGAGACAGUAGUAGCCAAUCUCACAGUACUGGACCGAGAUCAGCCCCACUCACCCAACUGGAAUGCAGUCUACCGAAUCAUCAGUGGGGACCCCUCGGGGCACUUCAGUGUCCGCACAGACCCUGUCACCAAUGAGGGCAUGGUCACCGUGGUGAAGGCAGUGGACUACGAGCUGAACCGCGCCUUCAUGUUGACUGUAAUGGUGUCCAACCAGGCGCCCCUGGCCAGCGGAAUCCAGAUGUCUUUCCAGUCCACAGCAGGGGUGACCAUCUCUGUCACUGAUGUCAACGAGGCCCCCUACUUUCCCUCCAACCACAAGCUGAUCCGCCUGGAAGAGGGUGUGCCCACCGGCACCGCACUUACUACUUUUUCCGCAGUGGACCCUGACCGGUUCAUGCAGCAAGCUGUGAGGUACUCAAAGCUGUCUGAUCCCGCCAACUGGCUGCACAUCAACACAUCCAAUGGGCAGAUCACCACGGCCGCAGUCCUGGACCGAGAGUCACUGUACACCAAGAACAAUGUAUACGAGGCCACCUUCCUGGCUGCUGACAAUGGGAUCCCCCCAGCCAGUGGCACUGGGACCCUGCAGAUCUACCUCAUUGACAUCAAUGACAAUGCACCCCAGCUGCUGCCCAAGGAGGCACAGAUCUGCGAGAGGCCAGGCCUCAACGCCAUCAACAUCACUGCAGCUGACGCCGACAUGGAUCCCAACAUCGGCCCCUACGUCUUUGAGUUGCCCUUCAUCCCCACUACAGUGAGGAAGAACUGGACCAUCACCCGCCUAAAUGGUGACUACGCCCAGCUCAGCUUGCGCAUUCUGUACCUGGAGGCAGGAGUGUAUGACGUCCCCAUCAUCGUCACGGACUCUGGAAACCCUCCCCUGUCCAACACGUCCAUCAUAAAAGUCAAGGUGUGCCCGUGUGAUGAGAAUGGUGACUGCACCACCAUCGGUGCCGUGGCUGCAGCCGGCCUGGGCACAGGUGCCAUCGUGGCUAUCCUCAUCUGCAUCGUGAUUCUGCUAACCAUGGUCCUGUUGUUCGUUGUGUGGAUGAAGCGGAGGGAAAAGGAACGACACACAAAGCAGCUGCUCAUCGACCCUGAGGACGAUGUGCGUGACAACAUCCUAAAGUACGAUGAGGAAGGCGGUGGCGAGGAGGACCAGGACUAUGACCUCAGCCAGCUACAACAGCCGGAAGCCAUGGAGCAUGUGCUGAGCAAGGCCCCUGGUGUGCGGCGGGUGGAUGAACGGCCAGUAGGUGCCGAGCCUCAGUACCCAGUCAGGCCUGUGGUGCCUCACCCAGGCGACAUCGGAGACUUCAUCAAUGAGGGACUACGAGCUGCAGACAAUGACCCCACGGCACCCCCCUAUGACUCUCUGCUAGUCUUCGACUAUGAGGGCAGUGGUUCUACCGCAGGCUCCGUCAGUUCCCUGAACUCCUCCAGCUCCGGGGAUCAAGAUUAUGACUACUUGAAUGACUGGGGGCCCCGGUUCAAGAAGCUGGCGGACAUGUAUGGGGGUGGCGAGGAGGACUAGCCAGCCUCACCCCUCCCGCCAACAUGAGAAGGGCACCCGAGGCUGAGCAGCGGGACUGAGCCAAGGCACCGGAUUUGUCCUGGUGUCAAGAGGCCCCUCCCCACUGCCAUCCCCCAGGUGGAACUGUGCAGUAGGAACAUAGGCCACCAGGCGCCCACCACCACUGCGGCAUCUCAGUAGCCACGAACCGCAAAGGGAGAGCCAGAGGCACAGCCCUAACUUGAAUUUCUUACAACAAAAGCACUGUUAAAAUAAAAAAAAAAAACAAAACAAAAGUGCCUUUUGGUACACGUGACAGAUUCCCUAACUCAGGAGUGACUGAAAGAGGAGACAGCCGAGGCCCCAACUCUGCCCACCCUGCCCACAGCCCUGACCCCAUCUGGUCCCCUCUGAAGGCAACAUGCAAGGAGUGGGAGAGAAUAUGUCUUUUUUUUUAAAAAAAAAUCUUUUAUUAAGAAAAAAGGGGGGAUGGCUUAUUUGCAACAGUAGUAUGGGGUCCAGAUGGCCACAGCUUUUGUCAUGCCCGGUCAGUGUCUCCUGGGCCCUCUGGGCUCUCCAAGGCUGCUAAGUGAGGAUGAGACUUUCCAGUGCCAAGAAGCACUGGGCUAGCCCAACCCCAUCAGCAGAGACUUCUGUGUGGACUCGGCUUUCACCUGAACUCAUGUCCUGCCCACCGAGAUACUGUAAAUAGCUGGGGAGGGUGUGAUGCCGAGAGGCCACCCCAGUUGGUCCUCACCUCUGCGUUUGGCCACUGCCAUGUCCACCAGAAAGCUACUCUGGACCAGCUGUCACCCCCGGUACCACCAAAUGGCUUUGGUAGGAAAGCGUGUUGUCCAGAAGCCACAGCAUCCUGCCGAACCCUGGCAAUACCCUUCACAAGGGAUCCCGGUGAAGGCACAGCAAUCACAAGCACCCCUCAACGGAACCCCCGAAUGCUCUCAACCCACUCCCCAGGCUGUGCAGAUGGCAGAGAGCAGAGCCUGUCAGACUGUGGCAGCUGCUGGGCCUCCUUGGGCCCAUUUAGCCCAGGCUCCUGCCUGGCACCAAGAACUGCUAUAGAUGUCAGGCAAGACCUAUUCUAAGUGGCCUGUGAGAGGUUCUCUCACUGUGCCCAUGUGACCAUAGACGCUCUGGCUUGGACCCACGUUUCCACUGUUCUCUGGAUCUGGUAUUGCACUUUCCGUGGGUAGCUUGACACAAGACAGGCUGAGCAGGGUGACCACUUCCGUAGGACAAGGACUGUGAGAUGGCAAAGCUGCCUUUUUCACCAGAGGAGAAAACAGGCCUAGGUCAUUCACAUGUCUGGGCCCAAAGGAGCCCUGGGAUGGGGCAGAAAGGCCACACUGGAGGGGCACCCUGUGCAGUUAGCUUCCUGGCUCCCCAAGAAGGAGGUUGAGAGUGCUGGUAGCUUGAUGUCUGGGUCUCCUUGGGGAGACAACGGAAGUCCCAGCAUUGAUGAAAAAUAAGUUCCUCCUGAAUCCCCAGCCUAUACCUACUACUAGGGGCCAGGAUGGCUCCAAAAGGGCUGGGGGUACCCAGGAGAUAGCAUGCGCCCCAGCCAGUGGUCUCUAAUUCAUGGCUCCUCGUGACUCUGGCUUUACACUAUGGCUAGGUUCACCCCCUUCUCCAGACUGCUUUGGAUGCACCAGAGUGAACUCAUAGGUGCUGAACUUAUGGGUAUGACCCAUUGGAUGUCAGGGUUCUUUCCCAAACCAAGCCUGUCCCCACUCUGAACUGCUAGACUUGCGCUGGCCAUAAGUUCAGCUGUGUCCAUUCUCACUGCUCCUAUAACUGCCCUAGGAGGUAGGAUGGACAGGGGCCUCUGUAGCUUCCUGGGAAUCAUCUUCCUUACAGCCAGCCAGGCCAACAGAGUUAAUAGAAUGCCAGGGGUGGGGAGGGGGCGGGUUGUGGAGAUAAUAAGCUCUCCUAUGCAAAUUGCUCGGGGGUCGGCAGUCAGUAAGGGUGGUACUGAGCUUGGCAUGACCACUGGUAGGAUGGCUAUGGGUCAAAGCUGGGGGAAUAAGAAGAAUUUUCUGGGUUUGAUUUUGGGAAACCCAAGAACCGUGAAUGCUCUAUUGAAAGUGUGCAUAUGAUUGAGAAGUGUGCAUGUGAUAUGGUGUCAUGGACUCCUCUGAAGUCCCAAGGCCUUCUCAGAGCCCUGGGACGGGAGGGACCAAAUCUAUCAGCUAUCUGGAGGAAUGUCCAUGGGGUUCCCUAAGAGCUGGACAGCUUACCCCUUUCACCCAACACCCCCAAAUGGCCCCUGGGGCUAGAGAAAGAUAGGGUUCCACGCAUCCCCAGACUCAUCUUGGAACUCUGUUCCAAGGCCAACAAGUUAGCAUUAGCGAAACAUACAGUCAGUGUCAAAUGUUUCUCUCCCGUAGCUUGUAGAUACGACACGUCUGUGGUCAGGGCCCAGCCAAACUAGGCUGGUGGUCAGCUCUGUGUAGUACGAGGACAUGGUUUAGUUCCUCUAGGGAGAAACCUGCGCUGCUGAGCGGCUUGGAAGAACACCUGGGCACAGUCAGCCUCGCCACACCUGACUCCCAGCCAGCAGCUUUUCUCUCCCAUGUCUUUCAGCCCGUCCAACAUGCUGGGCCUCCUGCCACCAAAGUGUCUGAGUAAUGGCCAGUUGUUAGGCCCUCAGAGAUGCAUCAAUGUCCCCAGAGUGAGUGCAUGGUCCACUGAGAGUGACACCUCUGUGCUCUCUAAGGUAAACGGGGAGGGGAAGUUCCCACUUCCACCCAAGCUGAAAGGCAAAACCAAAAACUCAAAGUAGAAUCGCCCUGCACAGAGCGCCAGGUACGGUACCGAGCCGGCUCUGCCCCACCAGCCGGCCGGUGGAAACCAUCUCCAUGUAUACCUGGAACGCAUCUUGCUUUUUUCUUCCUCUCCUUUUUUUCAUUAUGGUUUAUUUUGUUGCAUGUUUAUUUUUGAAAAUGGACAAAUGUGUAGCAGCCCGCAUGACCGUGGUUGUUUUGGGAAAGGUACCAGAGUAUGACGUGUUCACACUGCAGCUGAGCAUCGUGCGGUGAGACAGAUGUUCCGACUUUUUUGUAAUUGUCAACAGCACAAAUAUUUUGUAUUGUCGUUUGUAUCAUUUUGUAUUGAAAAAAAAAGGGAAAAAAGGGAAAGAGUCGAUGUUUCCAAUGUGUUUUUAGUGCCAGGUGGUCUUGGUUCCGAAGGGAACAGGAGUUUUGCGGAUUGUCGUGUCCUGGAGAGGAGUCGGGCGUUAGCACGCUGCUCCAAAGGAGGAAAUAAAAUCCCCUUUUAAGU
Messenger RNA from Myodes glareolus (Bank vole), 6111 nucleotides. Lineage: Eukaryota; Metazoa; Chordata; Mammalia; Rodentia; Cricetidae. The record is from RefSeq and is a predicted model, not a curated record.